AUGGGCGGCCAGAAGUUCGCCGUCCUCCUGUGCGCCGACGAUUCCGACUACGUGAAGAAGAUCUACGGCGGCUACUUCGGCGUUUUCGUGAGGAUGCUGAGGGAGGAAGGCGAGGAGUGGGACGUUUUCCGAGUGGCGCGCGGCGAGUUCCCGGCGGACGGCGAUAUCGCCGCCUACGACGGAUUCGUGAUCACCGGCAGCUGCAACGACGCCCACGGCAACGAUCUAUGGGUCUGCAGGCUCCUCAUCCUCCUCAACCGAUUAGACGCCAUGAAAAAGAAGGUCCUCGGCAUUUGCUUCGGCCAUCAGGUUCAAUUAUGA
Molecule: messenger RNA, 321 nt
Organism: Striga hermonthica
Lineage: Eukaryota; Viridiplantae; Streptophyta; Magnoliopsida; Lamiales; Orobanchaceae
Source: the annotation of a GenBank genome assembly